Ictalurus punctatus (channel catfish) is the source of this 7280-nucleotide messenger RNA. RefSeq lists its product as uncharacterized. The record is from RefSeq and is a predicted model, not a curated record. NCBI's taxonomy places the organism in Eukaryota, Metazoa, Chordata, Actinopteri, Siluriformes, Ictaluridae. Gene Ontology annotation, cellular component: cytoplasm. The coding region runs from base 219 to 4913 and encodes 1564 amino acids. The transcript has 30 exons.
GUUUUUAGAUCACUCUUGGGACUUCUCCAUGUGGAUCUUGUGUAGUGGAACAAUAAACUCGGACCCUUUUGCUUUUCCUCACUCACUGAUUCCUUGUGUAUUUUUUUCCCUUCACACUGCUAUCUGAUUGGAAGGCCUGGAUUGGAUGCAAUUUUCAUAUCUGGUUCACAUCAAAAGGGUAAUUAAGUAACCCUGCAUGCACACUACUGAGAAAACAAAUGCAGAUGGAGCAGUAUGAUAGGGAGAUGUGUACUAUAGAAGAAAGAUCUGCACAAUCAACUGACCACUUAAAAGUUACUAUUGUGGCUCAGGGUGGAAAUGUUUUUUCUCCAAUUUUUCAUAAUGUUCAAGGAGCAGGGUGCAUGACCCUCACACAAAGUGUUGGUGGUGCAAACUUAUCAGAAUGUGAGGCCAGAGAUAUGACCUCUGUGAUGACAGAGUAUAAGGAGUCAGUAGUGUCCAUGUAUGCAUACACUCGGGAAUAUACCUCCUGUCCUGGUGAGCAUGUGCUCCUAGCAGAUCGUUAUGUUGAUCCACUGAUCAUUCAGAGACACAGAGUGAAGAAAGAGAGAGAAAAAGAAAUGUGCUCCAAAGGAAAGGACUUUUUCAACCUCAGGACAUAUGAUACCAACCAAAGCACUGGUAUUGAUGACUUAUUUAGUCAAGAGGAUGGUCCAAACAAUGAAUGUCCAAAAGCUGUCAUUCUCCAAGGAAAUUCUGGAAAUGGAAAGUCUUUCAUGGCACAAAAAAUCAUUCUGGAUUGGGCCAAGGGAGAUCUCUUUGCAGGGAUCUUUGAUGUAGUCUUUCACCUUAGAUGCUCAGAGCUUAAUGCUAUUUCUGGGGACAUAAGUCUGGUGGAACUUCUAAACUGCAGUGAAGAAAUGACUCAGAUCCUAAAAGAUAAGGAAAAGAGAGUUCUUUUCCUGGUGGAUGGGUUUGAUGAGCUCAGACGUUCUCUGCCUGAAAAGGCAUUGCCUAUCAGAGUUGAUAUCCAGGCUAAACCUGCUGCCAUCCUGAGCUCCCUUUUGAGGGGAAUCAUGUUAAAAGAGUCCUUCUUGCUGAUCACUACGAGGUCAACAUCUACAAAAAAAUUAGGAAAACUGCUCAAGUGUCCACAACGCUUUACUGAGAUUAUUGGCUUUUCUGAGAAGGGAGUGCAAGAAUAUUUUCAAAAGUUCUUUGAGGACAAGGAUCUUUCAAAUCAAGUGCAUGACCAAGUAAAGACAAAUGAGGCUCUCUACACAGCUUGCUUCAGCCCUGUAAUGUGCUGGCUUAUCUGCAACGUCUUUAAGCAAAAGCACAACAUGGGUACAAGAAUGACAAGUGGAUUGAAAAGUACCACCUCCAUUUUCAUUGAUUUUGUAUUUAUCCUGCUUGAACAUCAUUGCCAAGAUUUAAAUCAAACUGAACAGUUUAACAUGCUGAAGAACCUUGGCCAGCUUGCUGAAGAAGGAAUGCUUAAAGGCAAAAUCCUAUUUGAAAGACAAUUUGUUCCUGAGGUGAUCUUAAAUCUAGUUGGCCUCCCUUUCCUCUGCACUUUUCACCACAGAGAGGGAACUCAUGUGAAGGAAAUGUUUAGUUUUUUGCAUCUUAGCUUUCAAGAGUUCUUUGCUGCACUCUUCUACGUCUUACUCGACAAGGCAGAGGCUGAGACAAAAAUCAAUCAACUGCUAUCAUCAGUUUCAGAUCUGUUUAAAAUGUCCAAAAAUUCCCAUUUGCUACCAGUCAUCCAAUGUCUUUUUGGACUCUCCAACAAGAAAGUGAUCAACUUAAUCAAUGAAAAACAUCAACACGUAGUAUCUCGGAAAAUUGGUUCCCUGCUGGAGAAAUGGAUGCACACAUUUGUAAAAAAUGAUAUGAUGACACAUUUCAGCAGUUUCACCCUUCACUGCUUGUAUGAGGUCAAUGACAAGAAUGUUGUUAUGAAUAUUAUGAAAAUUUGGGAAACAGGGAGGGCUGGGGUUAACAUUUUGCUGAGUUCUUCACAGAUGACAGACUACCGUGCAGCAGCAUACUGUCUGCAGUUCUGUAGACGCAUCAGAAGCCUGUAUCUGUGUGCAAGUACAAUGCAGACUCUAAAAAUGAUGGAAACAGCACUGAGCAAAUGUUAUGAACUACAUUUAACAGUGAAUUAUGUGUCAGAUGAUGAUGCAGUCUAUCUGAUCUCUGCUAUGGGAAAAGGAAAACAUCUUCAAUGUCUGAGGUUAGAAGAUGGUAGUCUGUCUGACCACAGUGUACAGAUGAUCAUGAGCACUUUGCCCAAGCAAAGAUCUGUUGUUGAUGUUCAUCUCACAGUGAAGGCCAUUAAUCACAACAACACUGAAAUCCUCAUGAACUUUCACAAAUGUCUGAAGGCUUCAGGACAAUUCAGCUUGAAGGUGGCUACUUUAAAGAACCAAGAGGAAAGCCUUUGCUCACAUUUUGCAAUACAUAAUUAUAACUUGUACGAAAUAACUAUUAAGCACAAUGUUGUGGAAUCCUCUGUGAAAUGUGGACUGGCUCUUGUGUACCUCUCAGUGGCCUUUGACUCAGUGAUAUCCCACAAUGACAUGAAACAUCUCCUUCGGAUAUCAUAUAAUCUUAAAGAAAUUCCUCAGUUUGAGGAGCAUGUAGAUGCACUUCUGUCUUUCCUCCAUUCUAUACCUGGUUUAACUACAGUGAAGCUGGAUGCUAAAAAUUUGAGUCUGAAAAGUGCUUCAAAGAUCCUCACUUUCUCCCAAAACAGACCCAGUGUUGGACGUCAUUCCAUUCGGUUUGAUGUGGAUAGUCUCAGAGGUAUCAAUGAGGAGGACAUCUGCUCUCUGUCAUUGUUCACAGAUGAUCUUGUUUAUGUGGAUGGUGUGAUACUACACCUGAAAUUAAAAGUGCACAGUUCAAGUCUUCAGGAUGCAUAUGAAACUGAAUUCAAAGCAAUACUCCUGCAACUCUCACUGACAUUUCCACCUAUGGAGGGUGCCACUGUUAACUGGGAAGUUUUAUUCAAAAUGAGUAGCCACCUGAUGAAAUCAAAUCAAAGAACAUGUUUCUCCUUGGACAAGCAAAUGAGCACUAUCUUUUCAGUUCUCCAAUCUGUGCCAUCUCUAACGGAGGUUAAUUUACACUUGAGAAGCUUACCUGAGAAUUGGGCAGCUGAAAUGAUUUAUUUUCUCCAGGCCUGUUCUAGUCUACCAUUCUUUGAAUUGAGAGUGGGCAAUGGAGGUGAAACUCUGGGAAUGAUCAGAGGAGAAGCCCUGAGGUCUUCUGACAAAAAUUCCAUACUGUCUUUUGGAUGCCGUCAUUUGGAUUAUCAUGACUAUCACGGCUGGAUAUCACCACCAGGUUAUAUGGCAGGUGAUGUUCACAGUGUGCUGCCCUGUAUCACCCUCACCAUAACAAACAACACAGAUUUCUUCAACAAUUCUUGGACAACAUUCUUCCAUCAUUAUAAUCAGCUUAAAGCAAUGACUGAGCUAUGUCCAGAGUAUGAUCAGUGCCUGGACGGAUUGUUAUCUGUCAUGAACACUAUUCCUGCUCUGAAAGAGGUAGAGCUGGCAUUGAGAUUUUUCACAGCUCAUGUUGCUUCCAGCAUUCUGCAGCUUUUUCAGACCUCUUCCAGUCUGUGUAAGAUUGAUGUUAUGCUGUCAAGGCAAAUAAGGAGAGAUCGUGCUGAUGAACAGAAUGCCAGGGAAGAUUGGAAAAGUUUCCAGAGUGACGAUGAAGGGGACAGUGUCUAUUCAGAUAUUAGUGACUCAAACAGAUCAGCAGAAUUCAGUUCUGGGAGCUAUGGCACAGAUGUGGAGGAUUAUGGGGACACUGUUUACUUACCAAGACAGCUCAGUUUGAAUUCAGAAAUAGAAAACAAUGACUUGGAUCUCUGCUCAGAGCUAAGAGUAAGGAAAAACGCCAGGAAUGAAUGCAAGUUGUCCUUGAGAUGUGAUGGCUCCAAUCCUGAUACAAAAGCAGUUUUUGCAUACAUUUCAGUUAUUGUAUCUGAAUAUUCAGGGGACACUGAAAUCAAAUGGGGAAGCUUCUUUCAGUCUUACUAUGAGACUAAAGGGUUAACUGAGAGAAACCCAUACUUUGCUGAGAAAACAGAUGCCUUGCUGUCUUUCCUGCAUGUUGUACCUGGACUGGAGGAGGUGGAAUUUGGCAUACACAGUCUAACAGAGAGCUGGGCUCCUAGGAUCCUCUUUCUCUGUCAUGCAAACCCCAAUAUUCGUAGAAUCCGUCUGCUGUUGGAAAAUGCUCAGCAAAAUGAUCAGGACAGUGCCUGCUCAUCUUUAACCAUUAAAAGAAACUUCACAGACAUGGUUACUUUGAAAAUCGAUAUGCUAAGCAUCACCACUAUACCAUCCCUCAUUCACCUCAAGUUACCAUGUUCUGAGAUCAGCAACCUCGAUGGAGCUGGUCUUCUUUACAGACUGAAGUGCCUUGAGGGUUUAAAUGAUACAUCCCAAGAGUACAACAUGCAAUUAAAUGAGCUGAUCUCAUUCCUCCGCUCUGUUCCUAACCUUCAGAAAUUGAAAUUGCACAUUGAGAACCUAACUACAAUCUGGGUUAAAAGGGUGCUUUCCUUGAAAACCUGCCACAGUCUUAGAAAGAUCUUUGUGACUACCUUAUCAGAUGACAUGUUAAUGGAGGAGGCAAUCUCAGAACUUAAAAAAAAUUGGACAUGCCAGGAGUGUGUUGUGGUUAUUACAGGACUGAGAUGCAGCAACCCUACUGCAAAAUGUUCAAAGCAAAACUGGCAUCAAGAAUGCAACAAAAAUAUGAAACUCUCAUUCUGUGGAGGCCAGUAUUCUGAGGAGCCCUUGAUGUAUGGACAGCGUGAGACAGACAGUGAGAGCGAAGAGUGUAAAUAUUACACAUUUGAGUGUUAUCCUGAUGUAAUAGAGGUAGAUGAAGAGGAAGAUGGAGAUGUCUUCAUAAUUUGAACAGUAUAUGCUUUUAUGAAACAUAACAGAGGUAAAAAUUAACAUCUUGACGAAAAAUGACCUCUAAUGCACACUGCAGGCCAAAUGGAAAAGUGACAUUAUGCAAUUAUCUCUUUCCCUCUCUCUAUGUAUGUACAAUUCUGGAGUUGCUCUUGUUUGUGGGCUUUGGAAAAUCACAUUUUAAAAUGUUAAGGAUUAUUUAAUAUAACACUGGGAAAAAAAUCUAUAUAAUAAUACAAAUAAGCAAAUAAGGACCUAAAUAAAUACAAAAAAGACAUGAAGUAUGCAAAUAAAAAAUGUUAUGGCAUCUUCAUUUUACAUUUUAAAAAUCACCACUGCCUCUGAAAUAGUAUAAUUUCUAUUACACUUUGAUUAUACUAUACAUUACAUAACACUUUCUGUACUCUCCUUAACUUUACCUUGGUAUUUUAUAAUAUAAAAAUCACUUUAAAAUAUAUAGAACCUACUUAAAUAUUUGUCAUUCUUUUUAAGUAAACUGAUUGGUUAAAAUGAUUAUUACCCGUGUAUCUCUUCAGUCUUUCCACAGACAUGAUUGGUUUUUUUUGUUUGGUUGGUUUUUUUUACAAUUUAAACAAACAAACAAACAAACAAACAAAAACAAAACUGAGCAGAAAUUACUGGCUUGCCAAAAGGUGUUCUAUUAAAAUGUUUGUGCCAGGUUUUCUUCAGUUACAAAAACGUAGACUAGAUUAAAACUUUGUCUUAACAUUUUAAUAAACUAUAUGACUACAUUGAUACAUCAAAUUAUAUGUUUACCUAUGAGUAAUUCUUUAAUGUUAAUAGAGGAAAUGUGAUUUAAGUUCAUGAUACAAUUCAAACAUAUUAAUGUCUCAAACAUAAUUUUCAUUCCAAUAAAAAUAUCUAUUGGUUUUGAGAGAGAAAAUAAAAGUUAUCCAUGUGUAAUCCUGCAGUUUAUUUUUUAUUAGUGUUUAAAGUCGGCAAUAGUUCUUUCCUCGCGUAAUCAUAUUUUGAUCAUGAGUGAUGAGGUUUCACUGACCAAUCGUCACGUGCUUCCCUCUAGACCAAUAAGGUGGCCGCUUUUUGAAAGGACAUGUAAACAUGAGUCCAAGAUGUCUGCGCCCUUGUCAUCAAUAUCCAGUCGCGAAGAAAAGGAAAUUACGGCCAGACCUCCUUCAAAACCUCGUCAAAAUGAUUAUAAACAAUGCUAUAUUUAUCUCAUGCCAUAAAGAAAGAAGAAACAAAGGAUUUUACACGCACACGUUGGGGAUACAUUCAGAAACAGCGUCAAAGGGUGGCUUGGUUUGCAUGGUGAGAAUCGGAGAAUAGCAGAAAUAUACAAACAUUGUCUAGAAAUCGAGUUUGGCAAUGUUCCCGAAGACGCUGGGGUUCACUCCACUUGCUACAGGCGUUUCAUUGACAAAAAGCGCUUGGAUGCGGAUGAGAAACGGGUCACACAGCGUCCUGAAGCUCAAGAUGCUCACGAAGGUCAGUCUGUGUCAUCGGGUAGUAGAACCUCAACAACUGAAUGUCCGACAAAGAAACUUGGGUCCAGGACGGCUGCCAGUAGCUUGUGCAGCUUGUGCAGCUUGUGCUUCCUGCCUUGUGCAUGCUUUGUUAGAAAAUGGACAAGUACAUUACUGUGGCAGGAAAAUGCCAGAAUCACCACCUUUCACAGGCAGAAACAUUGUCAGCAGGUAGGUAAAAACAAAGUACACACACACACGUUUAAACUUUGAAGUUUUAGGCCAUAUGCUGGGUACCAUGGCUAACUUUCAAUUACGAUUACAUAAUUUAUCUUAUAUUUACUAAACAGUCAGAUUUGCAUUGUUUUGCAAACAGGUACAGCCAGAACACUCAAUAUUGUUGAACUGUGAACACAGUUUUUACUCAUUGAUUUUACUUAAAAAUUUAUUCCAUUUUAUCUAUCUAUUUAUUUAUUUAUUUAUUUACAGGCCAGUUGCUGAAAGCUACUGGGAUGAAGGAAGACACUAGCAUUUUUGUGCAUAUUCAAGACAAAUACUGUGUGUCUUGAGGUGUGAUACCACAAGUCCUGUUAUAGACAGUACACCAGGUUCUUGACAAAGUCUACUGCAACAGUUACUGGGACCUCAAAAGAACAGUAAGUUAUUAUAUUGCACAUUAUCAAAUAAUAAUGAAUAAUUCCCUCAGAUUAUUGCACAUUUCAAAAGUAAAGCAUUGACCAUCUACAUAGUUUGUAUAUUGUCAGUUUGUCUGUAAACACUGUCUUGACCGCACAACUCUUGGCACAGUAAUUCAAUAUGAUAAAAUGUGUAUUGGUUCGUGAAAGUAGAAGAAACUAGAAAUAAUUUAUUACCAAUGGAUUUUCUUUCUGAAAAAUAAAUAAAUAAAAAUCUUCUCAAAUCA